Coccinella septempunctata (seven-spotted ladybird) is the source of this 1256-nucleotide messenger RNA. Its product is annotated as R3H domain-containing protein 4-like. The transcript is spliced from 4 exons. The record is from RefSeq and is a predicted model, not a curated record. Gene Ontology annotation, molecular function: nucleic acid binding. Lineage: Eukaryota; Metazoa; Arthropoda; Insecta; Coleoptera; Coccinellidae. The coding region runs from base 171 to 938 and encodes 255 amino acids.
CUCAUGUCCACACUUAUUCCAGCAUAAAGAUAUCUUUUAUAACCAUUUUUCACUUAUUUCCACUCUUACCUAAUACAAUUUUAUGUCAAGGUCAUCAGAAAAAAUUAAAAAAAUCAAGAUUCUGAUAAUGAAUAAAAUUUUAACAGCUUUUAAUUGAAAUAUCCUCCAAAAUGACUGUUUUAGAUAAACUUAAGAAGAAAUACGCUUUCCCAACAACAGUUUCCGAUUCUGAUAAUGAAUUACAAUUGGACUUAGACAACUCUACUGACGGAGAAACUUUUGUUGAAGAAUCGCCUCCUAGUACAAGUCGCUAUAUUCCUACUAGGUUCAAGCAUCGAAAAGUGGUUACGGCAGAUGAUACUCCUGCUUUUCGAAAACAUGGUGGUAAAAGACGGUUGAGGAGGUACCAAAACUGUGCACUCUUACAAACAUUAAGCGAGGAAGACUUUGAAGGUAAUAAUACAUCAGAUAUAUUCGAAUCCAAGAAAACUCCAUUAUCGAAGCUCAUAGAGGACCCAAUGGCUUUGCAAUACUGGAAUGAAUUCAUCGAUAAAUCUGAAGAAGAACAGAAACAAAUAAUUGGAAAUUUCAAAUCAGAUGUCAGGGACAUCUAUAAAACAGAAAAACCAUUCUUGAGAAUAUCCUCAAAAAUUCGACGUACUCUUAAAAUAAAGAGGAACCUUUCCGUUGAUACCGUUAAAUUAUUUGAAUUUGACAUUAUACAGUUUUUUAAGAAAUCACCCCAAGAAAAAUAUGUGAAAUAUCCAAGUACAAGUUUUGACAGAUUGCUCACUCAUGCAGUUGCUCAAUAUCAUUGUCUUUAUUCUUUCAGUGAUUGGGAAAAUGAAAGAAGGAAGGUUGAAAUUCAGAAUUUGGAAGAAAAUUGGACACCUGCAGAAUGUUUUCUCCAUGAACUAAUAUCGAAAUCUAAAAGCUAACACCUACAUUUUCUAAUGUGAUGCAAUGAAUGUAAUUAUUUCCUUGUAAAUAUUUUUAAUGUUUGAUUAUUGCACUCUUUUAUAUUAUUUGUUAACUUUUUUGUGUUGUUCAUAGUGAUAAAAAUGUAAAGAUAUUGAAAUGUUGCAAUUUAGUGCAUUAAGUAUUGAUGAUCUUAUUAGAUGUAUAUCAGAAAGAGCGGGCAUAAAACUAACAUAAUUUCUGUACAUUAUUCAGUUUUAAAGUUUAUCUACAUAUUAGGAACAUUAUGACUUGUUUUCUAAAACAUAGGCUUGCCAAAUAAACUUUUAUAAAAAUAA